AUGGCCGUCGAUCCACUAGCAGCCCCCACAGAGGACCCUGCGCCGGCGCACGUCAACGGGGAGGACGAUAAUGACGAAGGAGAGGAGGACGGCGCACCAGAAGGCGCAGCCGCAGGUUGGCGCGAGGGAAAGAAGAAAAAGAAGAAGAAGAAGCCCAAGAAGAAAGCCAACAAGCCCGAGCAAAGCGACCCGCCGCGAAUCGGGCUAUCGAAAUUCUUUCCCGAUGGCACGUAUCCGGAAGGACAGAUCGAGGAGUACAAAGACGAUAACCGAUGGCGGACGACAUCCGAAGAAAAGCGUUAUGAAGAGAAGAUGAUCAUGCAGGACCCGGAGGCCAACUAUAACAACAUACGCAAGGCCGCGGAAGUUCAUCGACUGGUUCGCAAGCAUGCCAAGAAGUACAUCAAACCCGGUAUGACGAUGACGCAUAUCGCGGAGACGAUAGAGGAUGGUAUUCGGGCCCUCGUCGAAGAGAAUGGACUGGAGGCUGGUAUCGGAUUCCCAACGGGCCUCAGUCUCAAUCACUGCGCGGCUCAUUACACUCCGAACGCUGGAGAUACUAUUGUUCUUAAGCAGGGUGACGUGUUGAAGGUGGAUAUCGGUGUACAAGUCAAGGGGCGCAUAUGCGACUCGGCAUUCACGCUCAACUUCGAACCAACAUAUGACAAACUGCUUGAGGCGGUCAAAGCCGCCACGAACACAGGAAUCCGUGAAGCUGGUAUCGAUGCUCGGUUAGGCGAGAUUGGCGGGGCCAUACAGGAAACGAUGGAAUCAUACGAGGUUGAGGUGAAUGGGAAGAUUUUGCCAGUCAAAGCUAUCGAGAAUCUCAGCGGCCAUACUAUCCAUCCGUACCAAAUUCAUGGGCGCAAGUCCGUCCUCCUGGUUAAGAAUAACGAUCAGACGAAGAUGGAAGAAGGCGAUUACUUUGCGAUAGAGACCUUUGGCUCCACCGGUCGCGGCAAGGUGGUCGAACAGGGCGAAUGCUCGCAUUAUGCCAAAAUCUGGGAUGCCCCGAACGUUCAGCUACGACUCACCACGGCGCAGUCGUUGCUGAAGACGAUCAACAAGAACUUUGGAACCAUUCCGUUCUGUCGACGGUAUCUGGACAGGCUAGGAGAAAGCCGGUAUCUACUUGCGCUCAAUCAUCUGGUUCAGCAAGGGGUGGUCAAUUCAUACCCUCCCCUUUGUGACGCUCCCGGAAGCAUGACCGCCCAAUUUGAACACACCAUCUUGCUGCGGCCGACCGUGAAGGAGGUGGUCAGUCGGGGAGACGACUACUAAGGAACCCGUAUGAGACAACGCAAUGUACUCUCCGCUAUCAGCAAUCAACGAGAUAGGUCG
Punctularia strigosozonata HHB-11173 SS5 is the source of this 1341-nucleotide messenger RNA. RefSeq names its product peptidase M24A methionine aminopeptidase. NCBI's taxonomy places the organism in Eukaryota, Fungi, Basidiomycota, Agaricomycetes, Corticiales, Punctulariaceae. Gene Ontology annotation, biological process: proteolysis. Bases 1 to 1281 code for a protein of 426 amino acids. The transcript has 9 exons. The record is from RefSeq and is a predicted model, not a curated record. Gene Ontology annotation, molecular function: metalloaminopeptidase activity.